Messenger RNA from Strongyloides ratti, 2571 nucleotides. Its product is annotated as WD40 repeat and TUP1-like enhancer of split domain and WD40/YVTN repeat-like-containing domain and WD40-repeat-containing domain-containing protein. Gene Ontology annotation, biological process: regulation of DNA-templated transcription; DNA-templated transcription; chromatin remodeling. The transcript is spliced from 4 exons. The record is from RefSeq and is a predicted model, not a curated record. Gene Ontology annotation, cellular component: HIR complex; nucleus. Bases 1 to 2571 code for a protein of 856 amino acids. Gene Ontology annotation, molecular function: nucleosome binding; protein binding. NCBI's taxonomy places the organism in Eukaryota, Metazoa, Nematoda, Chromadorea, Rhabditida, Strongyloididae.
AUGUUACGUAUACAUACAUGUUCAUGGAUUAGUUAUAAAAAUAAUCAAAUAUAUGGUAUUGAUAUCCAUCCAAAUGGUAAAAAAUUUGCUAUUUGUCUUCAAGUUGAUGGUGGAAAAGGUAAUCUUGAAAUGUGGUCUAUGAGUCCAAUAUUAAAUGACACAAUACCCAAAUCCACAUCACCCUUAUUUAAUGUAUCAUUUCGAUCCGGUUUAAAUUCUGUUCGUUGGUCAAAAUAUGAUUAUGGAAAGUAUUUAGCAGUAUCAACAGAGGAUGGAAUUAUAUUAAUUAUUGAAUAUUUAGGUAGAUGUCGUGAAAGUAAAGGAUCUACAGGAGAAGACGAGGAGGAUAUUAAAGAAUUGUACAAGACAAAGUAUGAAUUACAUGGUCAUUCAUUGUCAGCAAAUAAUGCAGAAUGGUCAAAUGAUGGAAGAUUUUUGGCUAGUUGUGGUAUGGAUGGUAAAAUUAUUAUAUGGAAUGUUAAAAAACUCCCAGAGAAAGUUGUUAUUUUAAAUGAAGCUUCUGGUGGACAUACAGACAAUGUUAAUGGUAUCUCAUGGGAUCCUAUUGGGAAUUUUUUAGCUUCACAAUCAAAUGAUAAAACAUUGAAAGUUUGGUCUGUUGAUGAUUGGAAAGUUAAAACUACUAUUAGUAAACCUUUUGAAGGUGCUUGUAAUUCAACAAUGUUUAAAAGAAUGGAUUGGAGUCCUGAUGGUAUUAUAUUAAUAGCUCCUGCUGCUAUGAAUAAUAAGACACCUGCAACGCAAAUAGUUUUAAGAAAAAAUUGGGAUUAUAAAAAAGACAUAAUUGGUUUAAGGCAAAAUUCAACUGUUGUUAAAUUUAUGCCUAGCUUAAUGAAAGUUAAAAGUGAGAAUGAUGAAAUAUCAACAGUUAUGGUAUGUGCUAUUGGUAGUAGAGAUAGAAGUUUUUCAUUAUGGAUGUUUCCAAGAUAUGAAAGACCACUUUGUUUAAUAAGAAAUUUAUUUAAUGAUACUAUUCAUGAUUUUUCAUGGCAUAAUAACAUUGUUGGAGCUUGUUCUAGUGAUGGUAGUGUACAAUUUAUAUCGUUAAAAGAGUCUGAAUUUAUUAAAUUUUGUAGUAUAGAUGAAUUAAAGAGUCGAUGUCAAUUUAUUCAUAAACAAAUUCCAAUUCAAUUUAGAAGAGAUGAUGAUAUGUUAAAUGAUAGUAUAACAGAAGAUAGUUGUUUAUUAUAUAAAGUUCCAAAGACGGUACCAGUUAAAACUACAUCUAUUAUUUCUACUUCUUCUAUUAUCGUAGAAAAAGAACCUAUAAAAAAUAAUGAUAAAAUUGAAAAAGAAAAUUCUACGGAAACUGUUAAGCAACCAAAAUUGAUUGUAAGAUCUAAAAAUAAUGCUACUGUUAAAAUAACAUCAACACAAAUUAUUAAAGAACCUGAAGAAGAUAUAAAAAAUCAAAAUGUCACAAUAACACAACCAUCAAUGAUAUCACUUGAGAGAUUAAUUGAUGAACAACAGUUUGUCAAACCAGCUUUAACAAUGGAAGAAUUUAAUGUUUUAUUAAAAACUAAAAUUUUACAGGAAUCUGAAGAAGAUUUGUUGGAUGUAAGUUUUGAAUCGAAUAUGGAAACGUCAACUAUAGAGCGUGCUGCUGUUCCACCAACUAAACCAAUGAAAGGAAAAUUGUCAUUUACAAUACCUGAAUACAAAAAAUUGUUAAAAUACAUAACUGAAAGUAAAGCUACAAUAGUGGACUGUAUUACAGCAAAUAAUGCUUGUCAAUUAAUGCCUGGUGUUAAUAUAACUAGAGUUACAGCAAAACUUGGACGUGUAAUAGUUUGGGAAACAGUUAUAACAUCUAGAGUUGGUGUUGUUAAAUUUAAUGACCAAUAUACAGUUCUUGUAUCAUAUGAUAAAACAGUAACUAUAUUAGAUUCUAAAACGGGUAGACAAUUAAUUCAAUUUAUUCCUAAAGAAAUGACGUGUAUAGUUUUUUUUAAAAAUCAUUGGCUUUCAUUAGUUUCAGAGAAAGGAAAACUUUAUAUUUGGAAUUUACAAACUUUUCAAAACUCUAUAACAAUAAGUCUAAAAGCUAUAAUGCAAACAGAAAAGGAAUUAGUAAAUGUGUUAAUAUCACCUAAUGGAAUACCAAUAAUUUAUUGUGAAAAUAAUCGUGUUUACUCAUAUUCAACAACAACUAAUUCUCUUAUAUCAAUUUCAAAUACAUCUGAUGUAAUAACAAGACAUGCUUUAGCUAAAAUAUGUGGAGAUCUUGAUUCUCAUUCUACGGGAGUAAUAUCGUCUUUGUUUGAUUCUAAUAAAUUAUAUUCAAAUUUAACGUUACCAGAUGACAUAACACAAUUGUCAAUUGAAAGUGAUUUCAAAAAAUAUUUACAUUUAUAUGCACAGUCUCUUAUUAAUAAUGGACAUACUGAAAAGUUAGAAGGUUUGAUAAAAGAAAUAGAAUCAAAUAAAAGUUUAAUAUGUGGGCAUGAUUCAACUGAAGUUAUAGACGAAUUACAACCAUACAAAGAAAAAAAUCGUAGUUUUGGUAAUAGUGCUUCUAAAGGUGUUGAUUUAAUGGAAAGUAUUUAA